Molecule: messenger RNA, 717 nt
Organism: Drosophila takahashii
Lineage: Eukaryota; Metazoa; Arthropoda; Insecta; Diptera; Drosophilidae
Source: RefSeq, a predicted model, not a curated record
AUGAGGAAAAUAUUCGGAAUACAACUGUUGUUGGCCAUGAUAGUCAUUGCUCGAGGAUACAGGAAAUUUGGUCUUAACUGUGAGGAUAUAGCCUGUAUAGCUGGUCAAAAAUGCAUUGUAUCCAGAGUUCCCUGCGAAAGUCCAGAUCAACGAGAGGGCGAGCAAUGUGGAACUUAUGCGGAGUGCAAAACAGAUCAGCUGGCCAGCGAUUUCUCCAUCGACACCACACUGACCAUCGCCAACACCCGCAGUAGCAUCAUCAUACCCAGCACUCACACGAAUCGCAAUGGGACUAGUUAUAGGGAUAAUGACUUUGAGCUGCUGACCGACCUCGGCAAUUCCGAUAAAUUCGCCACGCAUUCGGGGCAACGGCAGGCGAAUGUUUUGGUUAUUGUUCAGGAUGGCUCUCAACAGCCGCAGCAACCGAAUCCUUGGCCAAAUCGGCCACAAAGUCCUCCCUGUGCCGUCAGCCCUCUGUACCCAUAUUCCUGCAAUUAUCCGGGCUAUACUCCCAAUUCUGGAGCGGGAUUACCCUCUUAUCCGCAGGCGCGAUCUAGGAAUGGGCCACAAUUGGUUCCGCCCACUCCGCCCUGCUAUUACAACUGCUAUCCCAGGGUGAGCUCAAGUCCGUACGGUCAAUAUGGAUAUCCCCUGGCUAGAUCAGCAAAUCCCUCAUCGACCAAUAAUUACCUAAUAUACCUUACAUUAGCUGGCUAA